UUACCUCGCUUCUGUUGACUUCUGUUUUCGGAAUACCAAAUAACCCAGGAGAAAGAGUUCAGAUUUGUGUAAAGCAAAAGGCUGGUUGAAGUCAGAGCUAAAUGACUUGGCUUGACCGAGAUUUUCCUUCAUGUAAUUCUGAAGUGCGUGCUGCUGGUUUAUUGCAUUUCCAUAGAGUUUGCAUUGUUUGUUGUCACUGCACGAGUUCCUGCCGUUUCCUUUCAAAUCCCAAAAAAUGUGCUGAUAGGCAAAUGGGCUGCUAUGGUUUGCCUCUUUGUGAGUUGCCAUGGCAGAGCCGCGAUUCAACAACCCGUACUUUUGGCCACCGCCACCCACCAUGACGAGCCAGCUCGAUAACCUGAUGCUGAUAAACAAGAUCAAGGAGCAGCUCAUGGCGGAGAAGAUCCGCCCGCCACACGUGCCCCCUUCGUCCGUGCAGUCCCAGCAGCCCUUGCUGCUGCCGUCGACCUCGCAGAGCGGCCAGUCGCCUCUGUCCAUCCUCAAACCGCAGCAGCUGUCUGAGGUCCACGCCCAGACCCCGCAGCCAGACGUGGCUCUCCACGCUCGGCCCGCCACUAGCUCUGUAACAGGUACUCCAAACUGGCUCAGCUUGUCUUCACCCACCGUUACCUGCGACUCCAUCAGCGUGACAACCCCCACCCUGGCGAGCCAGGGGCGCACCGAGGUCUCCUCCCCAAGCCUGAUCUCGGGCCUGAUCACCCACCACGGGAUGGACCCCGCACACUCCAGCAAGAACGGCCUGGCCAACACCCUGAAGACUGAGCGAGGGAGGAAGAAGAUAAAGGGGGAAAACUGCAUUGGGCCGCCCGUCCUCGUGGUGCCGUAUCCCAUUCUGGCUUCGGGCAACGAGCCUUCUAAGGAUGGGAAAACGUACAGGUUGGAAAAUAAGCGGUGUAAAAUCUGCCCCUUGACCUUCUUCUCCAAGUCCGAAAUGCAGAUCCAUUCAAAGUCCCACACGGAAGCGAAACCUCACAAGUGUCCACACUGCUCCAAGUCAUUUGCCAAUGCUUCCUACCUGGCUCAGCACCUACGCAUCCACUUAGGAGUGAAACCUUAUCACUGCUCCUACUGUGAGAAAUCCUUCCGCCAGCUCUCUCACUUGCAGCAGCACACGAGGAUCCACACUGGCGACAGACCGUACAAGUGUGCCCACCCUGGCUGUGAGAAGGCUUUCACCCAGUUAUCAAACCUGCAGUCUCACCAGCGACAGCACAACAAAGAUAAGCCGUACAAGUGUCCAAACUGCUACAGAGCGUAUUCAGACUCUGCCUCCCUGCAGAUCCACCUCUCCACGCACACCGUUAAACACACUAAAGCCUACUGCUGCAGCAUGUGUGGACGGGCCUACACCUCAGAAACUUACCUCAUCAAGCAUAUGGCAAAGCAUACGGCAGUGGAGCACGCAAUCGACACUCACUCCCCCCAGAGAACGGAAUCCCCGAGCUGUCCUGUUCGGAUCUCUCUAAUUUAAUCAGUCCCUGCGUCGGAACUGUAGGAAGUGGACGCUGCGGGGCCAAAGUCAUGUGCAUAAUUACAAAAGGAUGAGGAGCUUUUCAUUCUAGUUUGUGCUCUUGUUGGUAUUUAUUCAGUCUCAGAGACCCAGUCACACCAGUAACGUUAGCACCAAGUGCAUACAGGUGCGGAGGCUGCCAAAGACUACAACAAUGCACUUUGAGCCCAAAUGUACACUGUAGCCGAGGAGGUGAGUGCCAUUAUCCCUCGGAUAGAUGGCUUCCAUUGCUGGGAAGUGGCACUGGAAGCAAUGAUGUGCCCUACAGACUGGCUACUGCUUCAAUGUGGGUGUGGAUUCCUGCUAUUUGUGAUUUAAUAAGCUGUGUCUGACAACACACUUUUAUUAGCAUUUAAGUUGUCUUGCUGUCACACAGGAAGACAAAGGAGAAGAAAAAAAAAUUAAGAGAAUCGAAUAGAUAUAGAAUUACUAAACAGUAUCUCAUUUUGUUGUUCUGUGAUAGUGUGACAAAUCUAGUUUUCAGUUAUCAGUUAUUAGCUAAUAUGAAUUAUUAUACUAAAUGUAUGGUCAAUUUUCAUGUGUUUAAUUAAUGUCUUAGCCCUACCUUUUAACUGGCUCUAUAUACCAGACUUGUCACAAUCCCUGUUUAAUAUACACCCUAACUAGUACAAUUCAAAGUACCCAUGUUCACCGACACUGAAUGGUACAUAACAUGGAUUGCUUAAACGACAGCUGAACCAUCCCUGCUCACUUGAAACAGGUUGCCAUGAACAGCAGGUAGAAAACUUCAGUUUGACUUUGGUUGUAGCUUUAAAGUGCCCCACAUCAAACAAAGUCUGCAAAGAUACCAGGCUUACUCCAAUCAGUGAUGUUACUCUACCCUAAGGAUGUAAGAUCAAAAUGCUGGAACUAAGACUGAGGCAGGAUGAAGUUAAACUGGCUUUGAUUUGAGCCAGCAGUGUUCGGUAGAUGUUUUUAUUCGGGGAUCAAAUCUGGCUUUACUUGACUGCCUGCCAUGUUGGCCAUGAUUUAUGUGUUAUGCCGUGACUUUGCCGUUGGUGUGUUCAAUUCUCAAGUUUUCUCUGCUGGAGUUAAGUCAGUUCCACACCUGUGUCUGGCGUUUCUCGAAGGGGCGACUUAUGUGGGACAAAGAAGUGUCACGGCUUGGACAGGGUCGCAGCAGAACACACCUUGUUGGGCAGAUUGAAAGGGACACUUCACUGGCACUUGAUUCAGCUCUCCUGGUAGUGAUAAGGGAGAACAGGGAAAAUGGAAUGAAGUACAGAUGGCAAUGGACUGCAGCAGAGAGAACCUCAGCAACUCGGUAAUGAACGGCAUGGCAUAGCGAAGGACUUUGUCUGCUGGAUACAUUUAAGUCACUCAUUUUCCAUUUCUGCUGCUCCUGGUAUGUUAUGUCUUGUUCUUUAUUUUUUAAUCACAAUUCAUGUGUCACAUACACUUUUCAUACUGUUGUUUCAAAGAGAUUUAUACGAUAGAGUCAAUGAUAGUAAUCUUUUCUUUAAUUUUUUAUAUAUUAUAUAUAUUAUAUAUAUAAAUAUGUAUAAUUCAGUUUUACCUGAGGGAGAGGCCCUCUCAACCCGAAGAGUUAGCAUAGAGUUGGCCUGCACUGUCGCUAAUCUGAUGUUCUUGUGGAACAGUAUAUAUGUUAAAACAUUUACAAAGAAAUGUCUGUGGAGGAGUGUUUGUAAAAGGAAUUGUUAAGGUCAUGGGUCAGUUAAGGAUCCCCACAUGGAUGGAUCUGAGGGAUCUGGGCUUGAAAGUUGUCUCUGAUGGGUGGAUGUGGAGGUUCCUGCCCGUGAUAGCAACUUCGAGCAGUUGCAGAUGGAUUCCAUUAAUCCACAGUUCCAUCUGGCUGUACAGUCAAUUUCAACAGGGUGCAGAAAGCUAUCAUGGUGACCUCUGAACUGCAGCCAAAUUACAUAUCCUCACAUUGUGUUACCAAUAUAGUCACUUCACCAGGAAGAUUUCUAUCAUUUGGAAUUUCCCGGAGGGGGGAGAAGGUCACAAGGAUGUUUGAAAAAGAGAGGUUGAAUAUUCUGGAAAUAAUGAUAAAUGAGAACCUCUUCAAGUGUAUACAUUGUGGUGAUAAAGGGAUUCCUGGUGCUGCCUCAGGUUUUUGUCAGAACACGGCACAGCACUGAGCACAGCCUUGUGUCAGUGAAGGAAUGCUCUUAUGAUGUUGCAGGCACAAGAAUUUCGAGAGGACAGUGUUAGCUAUCGCAGGACAGAAAGCAGAAGGGAUUUUUGCUUUACACUUGGCUUUGCUCUUCUUGGUUUAAAAGCACUUGAUGCUGAUCUUUUUUAAUGUUAAAAAAGUUCCAUAUAAAAUUACUAACUAGGUAAAUGCUUUGUAUAAUUUUUCACUUUACAGCGACAGGGAGGCAUAUUGGUCAGUCUGGUGAGUGAGAUUUUUGUAACUUGCACAGAGGAAGAGAGUAGCACUUCCUCUCGAAUUUGCAAGGACAGAGAGAGAGGGUAAAAGCUUUAACAUCACUGAUUUUCAUUGCCUCUCGGUAAACCAAUGGAAUAAAAAUUGAACUGAAUCAAGUGGGUCCAGUUUGGUAACCACACAUUGACGUUGUGUGGCACACAUGCAGUCAUUGAAUCCUUUACUGCAGAGGAGAUGGGGGAAUAAAUAUUUCAUCUACAUGGGACCAAGAAAUAUUCCACCUGAAUAUUUUACACUUUUUUUGUAACUUACUCCCUUCCAUCCACCCAUCCCAAUUCCCAUUUACUUUCAGCACUGCAGUGUUUCUCUUCUCAUGGUAGGGGAGUCUAAGACCAGAGGACACAGUCUCAGAAUAUAGGGCGUCCAUUUAGAACGGAGAUGAGGAGGAAUUUCUUUAGCCAGAGACUGGUGAAUCUGUGGAAUUCAUUGCCACGGGCAGCUGUGGAAGCCAAGUCAUUGGGUAUGUUUAAGGCAGUGGUUGAUAGAUUCUUGAUUAGUCUGGGCAUGAAGGGAUACAGGGAGAAGGCAGGAGACUUGGGCUGAAAAAGAAAAUGAAUCAGCCAUGAUGAAAUGAUGGAGCAGACUUGAUAGGCCAAAUGGCUUAAUCCUGUUUCUAUAUCUUAUGGUCUUUCCUGAUGUAUUUGAUAGUUACCAGCUUGCAUCUCCAACACCCCAUCCAAUUGCUGUCGCACCCAGGUUCUUGUGUUCAGUUUGCAACUUAAAUGGAGUUGGGGGUGAGGUAAGGUGGUGGUGGUGUAGGAUUGGAACCCAUUUCUAAUUUAUUUUCAGCUGACUUCCACACACAUACAUCCUGCAAGUCUUCAAUGCAAUUAUGCUAUUAAAAUGGUUUUCUAACCCAUUCCCUUGUGCUGGAGCACUGAAACCAAUUAUAGCAAACAUUUCUGCCAUGAAAUCUGCUUGUAUAAAAUUAAAUCUGGGAACUAUUUUCUCAUAAUAAAAACUGCAUUCACAGAUACUCUGCAGGUCAGGCAGCAUCUGUGGAGGGAGAAACAAAAGGCAGUUUUUCCUACUUGACGCAAGGUCUUUGACCUGGAGCACUCACUCCCUCUCUGCAGAGAAGAGGCUGAUGAGCUGGGUGUCCUAAAACUUUUCCGUCUUCAUUUACUAUUUCCAGCAUCUGUAGUUUUUUUUUGUUUUUCAAGUAUUGUCUGUUCUUCACUGUAUAAGAGGCAAUGUGUUGAAUUAACUCCAGACUGCCAGCUGUGUAAAUUAACCUGCGUCUUUUACGCGGAUUAACUUCCGUUCAAAAACGAGAUGUUGUUAUGAAAUCAAUCAGUCAAUGUCAGAUUGUGUAGAAGAUAAAUAUUCAUGUCCCUGUGUGAAUGUUUUGUUAGGAGAUGGUACUAAGCAUUGGGAUCCAGCACCAGUAGACAGAAUCAGCCUUACUCAUGGAUAGAAAAAGCUCUGAACACAAAAGAUAGGAUAAAAAUUCAGAUAAAGAAGGUGAGAUCAUAUUGUCUGGCCCAUGACCCUGAUCCAUACAUGCCUAGAACAAGCACAUUUUUGUCCUUGAUUUGUUGAUGCAAAUGGAACAGGAAAAAAUGCUGUUGUAAACACUUGAAAUUGGUACGGUGUAAAGCUUGUCUUGAAUACGUUAUAUCUAGAUUAAUUCAUUCUACAGUGUCUUGAGAUAGUUCAAGAUAAAACAACGGCAGAAUACAGAAUAAAGUGUAACAGCUACAGAGAAAGUGCAGUGCAGGGAGAUAAUAAGGUCAUAACGAGGUAGAUUGUUAGGUCAAGAGUUCACAUUACUGUACUAGGGAACCAUUCAAUAUUCUUACAGCAGUUGCAUAGAAGCUCCCCUUGAGUGUGGUGGUAUGUGCUUUCGGGCUUUUGUCUCUUCUCCCUGAUGAAAGAGGGGAGAAGAAAGAAUAUCCGGGGGUGGAUCAGGUGUCUGAUUAUGCUGGCUGAUUUAUAGAGAUAGCAAGAAGUAUAGACAGUUCAUGGAGGGGAGCAGAUUCCUGUGAUUCACUGAGCUGUGACCUACAUCUCUCUGCAGUAUCUUGUGACUACAGGCAUAAUCAAUGACUAAUUGAAAAAUUAAAGGCACCAUAUGCAGGAGUAAUAUGGAUUUUUAAAAUCUUAAAAUUACUCCCCUUCCCUUCCCUGCAGCACCAGGCUUUCCACAAAAAGAUGUUAAAAUUUGAUUAGACUUGCAAGACAGAUUGAGUCAUUAUCAAACAUUUUCCAGCCCAGCCACAGACACGAGCUUGAUUGGAGCUUUUGUCAUCCGUAACAAAUUUCAUCUCGGGGAAUUGGAGGUAUGAAUCCGAAAUCCAAUGAGACCAGCUAAUGGUGCGGUCAGUUUAUCCAGAGAAUACUUUUAGAAGUGAUCUUGAAUAUGUUUUGCAAAGUUCAAGUUAAUGGCUAGGAAGUGGAAUGAAUGUUGUGGCUUCAACCCAAGUAAUACUACAUCAGUCAGAAGUGCCAUUGACGAUAGAACAAACUUGUUAGGUGCCCCUGUGCCUAAAGUUUGGGACAUGGGCUGGAAUAUUGAAAUCAAAAUAGAAUUGCUACUGAUGUGGUUAUCAUGUUUGCACAUUAGGUAUAUUUAGCAAGCUUUGUAAUAUGAUAAGAUUUAUUUGUAAUAUUAGCUAGUGAUGAGGUAGCAAAUUAUGCCUCUGGUUAUAGUCGUUGCUAGGCUUUUAAAUGUUUACAUCUUCCACCUGUUCCAUGUUGUCUUUUAGGGGGUUGCAAGCCAGAUGUUUGAGAUGUGACCUGAUUAAAUACUAUGUGCAUAUAUCUGUAUUUCUCUGGACUAACACUGUAAAACUGUUUGCAGCCGCUCCAUUCCUCAUUGACAGGAAAGUCACAGAGCAUGCCAAGCAAAAUUGACUGGGAUUGUCUCAUGUGAUUGCAGUCUUUGGAAUGUGCUCUUGCAGGAAUGUCAGCCUGACUUAAAAUGCCAGGCACCAUUUCAUAUUACUUAGAUGUAUGCCCUUAAAUAGAAUGGUCUGAUCACAAAAUGUAAUCUCUCCUGCACUGUAACCAAUAUAUUUUUUGUAAAAUAAUAGCUGAUUCCAUCUUCUGACGUUUUGAAUCAAAACCACAUCAUUAGCUCAGGAAGCUGAAUUUUGUGUAUUAUUUCAUUUGAGAGGUCUCUUAAGAGGAGUUUAUUUACUUACUUUCACUUUUUUUAGCCUCCUUGAAGGUUCUCCUCAUGGUAGGUAUAAUGAGUCUGGUCUGGUACCUCGCGUAAUACACUCCUUCUGCCAGAACAUUGACUUUUAAAUUGUGGGGGUCAGUACAAUCCUUGCUCAUCUGCCAAUCACGAUUGUUCUAGCAGGUGUUAACGAUAUAGAGUGUGGCUGCAGGAUUCUGUUUUGUUACACCGGACAGGUUAGCAGCUCAUGAAAAUAUCAACUGGACAGCUGUGAUCGUAAUUGCAACACAUUAGUGACCUUAUUGGCACAGUCUGGAAGGGAGCCUGUGCCUUGCCCCUCUGUAGCACAGCUUGCAAAAGUAUCGUGGCACCAGAGCAACACAAACAAAAUGCUGGAGGGACUCAGCAGGUCGGGCAACAUCGAUGGAACGCUAUGAACAGUCGAUAGUGUUUGAGCCGAGAACCUUCAUCUGUUGAAGUGCCAAUGAAGGGUCCCAGCCUGAGGCGUUGACUUUAUUUCCCUCCAUAGAUGCUGCCUGACCUGCUGAGUUCUUUCAGCAUUUUGUGUGUGCUGCUCAAGAUCUCUGGCGUCUGCAAAAUCACUUGUAUCUUUGGCAGCAGAGUACUGGCCUCCUCCCGCUGCUGCCAGUGAAGUUUACUAGUUUUAUUAUUGAGAGCUAUUCUGAGAAUCAGGUACAAGGAAAGGUUAUUAAUAAUGUAGAACUGGAGUCAUCAGUCAGAAGGAAGUGCUAGAGUGACAUAGAGACUCUGUGCAUCACUUUCUCUAACCUACAGUGUUAAAAAGCAAUUAUAGUUUUUAUUUAGAGAUGCCUCACGGUAACAGGACCUUCUGGCCUAAGAAGCUCUUGCUGCCCAAUUACACCCAUGUGACUAAUUAAACUGUUAACCCAAACGCCUUUGUACUGUGGGAGGAAAGCAGAGCACGCGGAGGAAACCCACAUGGUAACAGGGAGAACGUACAAACUCCUUACAGACAGCAGUGGCAAAUGUACUAUUCCACAUUAUCUUGAGUCUGGGGAGGGAGGGAGAAAACCAGCUGGAAUUUCUACUACUUUCUGUACUCACUAUGCCCCAGCUGGACGACACAUGUCUGCCAUUGGGCCAGCAUGCUUACAGUAUAUUUGUAUUGACCAGCAUAUUAAGUAAACUCUUAUUGGCUUGCAUCUGGGUAGCAGUCUUAUUUAUCAACUGACAGUAUUUCAUGGAAGAUAUCUCAGAUUCAAACUGCAUCUUAUUUGUGUGUCUAAGCAGUAUUAUAGUAAAGGGCUCAUUUGAAUUGGAAAUCACGGCCCACAGACAAUGCACGGAGAAAUGUGGUGUAACAAUGGAACUGAGCCAGUAUGGAUGCUUAACAUAAGACAAUGUGAUACACCAGUCUGAUAGCUAUCACUGAGUUCUUAUUUCAAUUACAUAGAUUAGUGCUGUAAUUUUAUUCUGUAGGAACGGUUUGGAUUGCUUUCUCCUGGCCUAUCCAAAUGGGAGAAUGUUUAUUUGAAAGGCAUUCAACCAAUCCACAAUGUACAACCAACAGUAAGGAAAUCAUAGAAAGCCCAAAUAUGCAUGCAGUCAGUGAGCAGGCCCACAAGGUAAGUCAGAGGAAGGUACAACAUUCAGUGGGGGUGGCAGGUGACUGAUUUAUUCUAUUCAAGAGAUAUAAUAUAACUAUCGUUUGACAAGGAACAGAGGCCACAGGAUAGGACCACACUGUAUCUAAUGACCAUAGUCGAUUACAGCAUAAAUUCGUAACCAAAGUAUAGAUGCAAUGUGCUGUUUAACCAAAGAAUUCCUUGAAAUUGCAAGCAGUUCGGCAUUUGUUGUUCUGAAUGGACUGACAAAACCAUAACAGUCAUUAAAAUGGUGAAACGGGACAGUCACUAACGGGCACCGUCUGACACAUUCCAGUUAGCCUAACAAUAAAAGAUCGAUGGAUGUAUGUUAACGUGUUUGGCUCCACAACGCUUGCAGGUCAGGGAAUAUGGGUCUGCUGUCUGGAUUCAUCAAAUGUUGAGCUAAAAACUUAAUUUUUGCUAAUAGCCAAUUAGUUUACAUACUUUUGUCAGCAUUAAAAAAAAAGGUGGAAAGUGAAGUUUAAAAUCACUCCUGGCUGAUCCAAGUCCAGUUGAUCUGAUGUUGACUCUAGGGAUCAUUUAUCCUACAGAAUGUAAAAAUUACUUUUGAUCAUUUUAAACUUUGUAAGUAUAAUGCAUAAUGUAGAUUGUUCAUCAGUAAGAGGGCUGUUUUAAUUCGCCUCAAAAACUGAAUUGACUCGAAGCCUGAUGAGAGAAGUGAUCUCCCCCCUUGCCAUGCUCUUCACAAACGUCUCUGAUUGUGUGGCUCUCUUGCAAGGACUGAGUUGGAUUUGUGGGGCUGUGAGGUGUGGGGUCAUCGCCCAAGUACUGAUGUUAAUCGCACAUCUUAAAAGGGAGAAAUCCAAACAAAGUUUAUUUCUAGGUUAUUUUAAAAGAAGGCUGUGUCUGGUUUAUAUGCUAGAGAUUUAGAAAAAAACACAUACACACAAAAAGACUGGACAUUGUAUUUCCAACUGGCAUACAUUGUGUCUGUAGGCACUUUCUCUCAUAUCACCUGUAAGCCAGCAAACUGAACCUCCUCCUUUCAGACUAAAAGGUAAAUGUUCUGACUGCACACUUGGCCAGGAGUGCAUUCUGUGUGAUCAUAGAAUAUUUUGACACGUGCUCUGAUAGACUGAGAAUUAAGGGAUGGUUGAAACAAGAUCUCCCCUAAGCUCUUCGAUUGGCAAUGCCUCUUGAUACGCAAUUGGGAAAAAAAAAUACACCUCCAAAUAUGACCAUACUGAACAUAGUUCAGUAGCUAUGGAAACUAGUGUCACUUCUUACCCUGUGUACAUAUGAAUAAAUGUUUUAAAAUUUUCUAUGUCAAUUAGUACAUCGACCACAUACUAAUUUCAUUUGAAACUUUUGAAAUAAAAUGUCAGUUAUUUUUAUACACAUUUAAAAGCCUUAAAUAUAUAAAAUUCUUUUCUUUCUCUUAAAAUAUGUAUUGUAUUCAUUACUUUUUAUGGAUUUUGAAAUGACUUUUUUUUUAAGGUGAGUGUUGUAUUUAAUACUCUUUCCCUCUGUUCGCAUGAGGUUAAUGUGGCUGAAGUAACACGAAAUGAAAAAAAAUGUUUUGUCUGGUGCAACAUUGAAUACAAACCAAUUACCCAGUAUAUUGUGGUUUAAAACAAUUUGAAAAUGCAGCUUUUUUUAAAAUGAUUUUCCUUUUGCAUCCGUCUUGGAGUGUGGUAUCUAAACAUUGCCUGGAAAGACUGUGUACUUCAUGGGCCAAUACCGUUUGAAAGAAAAGUUUCCUUUGUAUUAUAAUAAAUUUGUAUCUUUCUGUUACUGAAUAAAAUAUGAACAUAUGCAGCAGUAAUAUAAGUUUCUCCCUG
Mobula hypostoma (lesser devil ray) is the source of this 10516-nucleotide messenger RNA. RefSeq names its product zinc finger protein 362-like. The transcript has 8 exons. The record is from RefSeq and is a predicted model, not a curated record. The coding region runs from base 287 to 1492 and encodes 401 amino acids. Gene Ontology annotation, molecular function: DNA-binding transcription factor activity, RNA polymerase II-specific; RNA polymerase II cis-regulatory region sequence-specific DNA binding. NCBI's taxonomy places the organism in Eukaryota, Metazoa, Chordata, Chondrichthyes, Myliobatiformes, Myliobatidae. Gene Ontology annotation, cellular component: nucleus. Gene Ontology annotation, biological process: regulation of transcription by RNA polymerase II.